Messenger RNA from Exophiala spinifera, 882 nucleotides. RefSeq lists its product as uncharacterized. Lineage: Eukaryota; Fungi; Ascomycota; Eurotiomycetes; Chaetothyriales; Herpotrichiellaceae. Bases 1 to 882 code for a protein of 293 amino acids. The record is from RefSeq and is a predicted model, not a curated record. The transcript has a single exon.
AUGACAUCACUAAUAUUCGGUACCAUUUACAUGGGCCACAAGGGCCUGGUCCAUCACAAACGUGAAAAGCAACGCCAGAAAAAUUACGAGCGCUGGGAGGGUCUGCGGGAUGAGUACGACGAGCAGAGGAAGAUCAACAGACAAUCAAGAUCGUUAGAUAUUCAGCGUACCGGCGCAGUCCCAGUGGACGAGGACCGACCUAUCCUCACUCUGCGCGACCAACAAGAAGCCGGCGACGCCCGGACCGGUUGGCGUCCUCAAGAAGCAUUCGACGGUGUUCAGAGUGUUCCUGCGACAGACAAUAGGCGGUCUAGCGUCGAAGUCACGGCAGGCUCCAGCCUGAGACCAUUGACCGGCAUCAAAACAGGCACUACAUGGGAUGAAGGUUUGCCAUCGCCAUUGAAAGUGUCCCGCCGGAACUGGGACGACUACCAGCCUUCAAACAGCGGAAAUAUCAGUCGAAGCAGCAGUGUGCGCAACACCACAACCAGUAACAGCGCCACUCCGCACGACCGAAGCGCAAGCAACACGCCAUCCUUGAAGUCAGCGGGAUCACCCACGAUCGGCUCUUCCACAACAAACAUCUACCACCCUCAUCCCUCGCGGAUUGUAAGCACACCCGCAGACAUCCCACACUAUGGCAGCAUCGAUCCCAUCGAUUACAGCACACCAGGUGGACCUAUGGCCGAAUUAAUCGCUCCUGCUCCUCCAAAUAGACCAGCGCCAACGGCAUACACCAACCACCAACCCCCACAGACAUUUGCAGGAUAUCAAUCAAAUCCGUUCUUGAGUCUCCCUGCCGCUCCGGCCCCUACCCCUUCUCCGGUCCCUGCUCCGCUGAAGGUCCAACCUACAUCCGCAGAAUUUUGGGACAGACCAUGA